AUGAACGCCCCCCUCCAGAACCUCGCCAUUUCUCUCGGCGUCAUGCAGAUUGCGCGAAAAAUCCCUUUCGACGACCCUCAAGUUCUUCAGUAUGUUCGCAUCGGCUACGUCGCCAGCCAGGUCAUCCUCCUCGCCGUGUACUACUUCACCUCGCUAAAGAUCAAGCGCAAGAACGACCAGACUAUCCUCAAAUAUGGUGCCACACCUUCUCCCUCAAGCCAGGAUCCUGGUCAACUCGUCACGACCACUGUCCGCGACUACGACCUGACCGAGACUUCAAAGCUUGUCCGGGCCGCGUACACCUCGAUCGCCAUGAUGGCCUUCCUCCACCUCUACCUCAAGUACACCCAACCCCUCUUCGUCCAGGCCAUCAUGGGCAUCAAGGGUCUCUACGAGGCCAAAACAGUCAAAAUCCAUAUCCUCGGCCAGGCGGCAGAAGGCGACCUCAAGCGACCCUUCAAGGGCCCUGCUGGCAUGUUUGGCGCCUCUGCGUCGCCUCAGACGGACAAAGCUGCCAUCGACGAGGCUGAGAAGCGGAUUGGCUCAAAGAAGGAAGAGUAG
Messenger RNA from Heterobasidion irregulare TC 32-1, 561 nucleotides. RefSeq names its product inorganic phosphate transporter. Gene Ontology annotation, biological process: protein targeting to ER. The record is from RefSeq and is a predicted model, not a curated record. The transcript is spliced from 7 exons. Gene Ontology annotation, cellular component: endoplasmic reticulum; mitochondrion. The coding region runs from base 1 to 561 and encodes 186 amino acids. NCBI's taxonomy places the organism in Eukaryota, Fungi, Basidiomycota, Agaricomycetes, Russulales, Bondarzewiaceae.